AUGCGGAUUUCAGUCAGGCCCGACACCGCGUCCUCUUGGCUUUUGGGGAAAAUUGUUGUGGUUCUCCUCGUCGGUGGAGGAGUACGCGCUCAACCAUGGGGAGUGACACAGGACGUCAAUAUCGUUCCCAAUGUGUUUGAGAAAAACGCUCCAACUGCGAAGGCUGUGGUGGACUUACCGGAGAAAUACGACUACAUCGUAGUUGGCUGCGGGGCCGCUGGUUGCCCCAUUGCCGGAUAUCUGGCUAACCAAGGCCACCGGGUACUGCUGCUUGAACGAGGACGGCUCCGAUCCCAUGAAAAUACGCCUCACGCUAUGGACAUGUACGGUGCGGGGAUGGGCAUCGCCGAUCCAAGUAUCAGCCAAACUAUCGCAACGCGAAAUGGUGUUCGUACACAUGUCGGCGCGGUUAUGGGGGGAGGCACCUCCAUCAGUCUUGGCAUUUACAUAGAGGAGCCUUGGUCAUUCUUCGACUACCUCAAUCGUGCAUACAACGCAGGAUGGGAAGAAUCAUUGUUAAGAAAAGCGCACACGGAAGUGAAAAAUAUUUUCGGGGAUGACGAACGUCAGUACGUGACACCGAAUGAUACACCAUUCGGAACGGCCGUGGGAGGCGCCUUGCGGCGACAGGGAUACGAACCCCUGGGUGGUCGCCUGCCCGCUCAACGCUCUCCAACGCUGAAGAUGGGCUACCAGUGGAAUGCGUACUCGCAAUUUAGCAACAAAGACGGCUUCCGCAUGACCUCCGAUUUCUUCAUUUCCAAAGGAUACGUUAAAAAAGAGUUCCGGAAGCAUCUAACUGUCAGAGAAGGCAAUUUCGUAGAACACGUCGAGUGGGAUAGAGAUGCCAAUGGUCCCAUAGCCAGAUGCGUGAUAUACCACAAGACACGACAGAAGGACACCAAAGGGGUCGGUCUUGUUGUCCAGGUCCCACCUGCUUCGAGCAGCGCAAGGUUCGGAGAAUGGGUUGGUACCCUGUUCGACGCCACCUCCGCGGUCGUUGACGCAAGCGACUUCCUCCCAGGGGCCACUCUGCAGCCCACUGAUAGAACUAUAUGGCGCAGAGCUUGCAUAAGGGACAACGACGCAAACAGAAUCAUAAUUAGCGCCGGCGCUAUCCAGAGUGUUACCCUACUUUACAGAUCUGGUGUGGGUCCUUUGCCGCAGCUCCGUCAAAGUAGGGUUCGGCCAGUGCUGGAAGUCCCCACUCUAGGCCAAGAAUUCAUUGACCGGGCAUUCGUGACGUUAAACUUCUUUCAAAAACACUUCGCAGAUAAAAUAGAACCUAUUCCGAAAGCUCCCCUUGGAAUGAUGGAUACUGCUGAUCGCGGAUACCCCCUCGGAUGGGACCAUCCAAGUGACGUGCGUGACUUUCAGGGUCUAAGCCCUCGUGGGAAUGUCUCUUCACGCAGCAAACAAGCAAAUCACGGAUCUGCAGGUAACCGCCUUUCCGAUGCCAGCGAUCCAGCCAGCGAGUUUGGUAACAGCAAGUUUCCUUCCCUCGGUCGUCGCGUAGAUUCGACGUCACACACCGACGAUUAUUCGACAAAUACGAAAACCGAUAAAGUGAAGAGCUCACGCACAGGAACCUCUCGAGCUAUAAACUUCAUCUUCCCGGCUCCAGAUGAACCCGUUGCCCCUCAGCUGACGGGUGGCCUGAAAGACCCCCUGUUCCCGUGGUUUGGGGAGCUAGAACCGCCGCGCCUCUGCCAAGCUACUGGGAUUCGGCUGCUUGGUCCUACCUGCCCCCGGAACCCCAACGAACUCACUCCCCCCGCACCAGCGGAACCCUUUCUGUUGCAGUCUACCAGCUUAUCUUGUUCAGCAGUGCCUAUUGGCCACGUCAGCGGCGGUCGCGUCGCGGAAGGGGUGAUCUACGCGACGAGGUUUAUUUUACCUCCGUUACUGCGUAAUGACCCUGCAGCAGAUGCUAUAUUUGAGACCCUCCAAGCGUGUUCUGAGCAUCGGGACCCCUUCGGCUUGACGCUGCUGAAACCCCUCUGUGCAAUUGCAUACCCCAUUAUCAAGUGUUUCCGGAAAGUGUACGCGAACUUCUACUAUACGGCUCAGCCGAAAUCACGAGGGUCAGUGCGAGUGAAAGAAGAUGGCCAGCUGGACGUCAAUAGUAACCACCUUCAACAUGAGGCAGAUAUAUUCGACGCCGUCCGUGGCGUAGCCACUCUGCUAAACAUCGCAAAUCAGGACACUUACCGCAAAGUGGUACAGGAUGCUCAGGUCUUUUCAUGUCCAGCGACAAUAUUGAACGGCUUCCUCGAUAUCCUUACCACAUUGGGUAGUACGUCAGCAGUCUUCAUGACAAAGCCAACCAAUUUCUACUUGAUGCAGAACCAUCUUCAAGAUCUUGUUCCCCCCCAGCAUAGAAGACUCAGACGCAUUGUGAAACUUGGAGAGGGAGUGAGACCUCGCAAGCUCCAGGCUCUUGACGUGGACGGGGAGCUCCAAGAAGAAGGACCGGGGACUGCGUGCGAGUUCGAAGACUAUAGUCCCCAUAUAGUGGAGGAUCUCGAUCUGGAAAAGAUGGCUGCAGUCGGCAUAAAGUCUCAUCUUAAGGACAUCGGUUUCGAUUUCGAGUCCUACGUCAGUCACCUUGAGGGGCGAUCGCAAGAAGCGUGCAACACGGCAAGAUCGAGCGUGUUCCUUUCCUCGUCGCGGCAUCAAGGAACAGAAAACUUCUUUUCCACAAAUACGGCUGGCACGCCGUUCUCAAGUGAAACCAGCACACGACUUCUUAGGUCCAAAGCCGAGAAAGCGGAAGGAAUUGACCAACUCGCAGAAGCUGUUGAAGCGUGCAAGAUGGGCUGCCCUCGGCUGACUGACAGGAUCUUCGACGGUUUCUGUCCCGCGGCCGACGUCUGUUGCACUGUUUUCGGCAACUCUAAAUGUACCACCACGCCCGACGAAAAGAAACAAUUAGUGGAGGGGUUACUUCAAUCUGGCGCAGACUCGACACACACGAUAGACCGCUCGCCUGGUACCCCUUUGCAAAGAUCCUUCGGACAGCCUUCCACUGGAGAGCAGUGGGCAGCUACCUUCCCCCCUCUGCUACCAAGACCACAGGACCCGAAAGCCGUCGCGAAAUACGCUCUCACCUAUAUGUCGAGUAUCUGGCACCACGCCAACACGGUUCCGAUGGGGAAGGCUGUAGACAAUAACUUCGACCUCAUCGGCGCCAGGCGACUCUCCGUGAUCGACAGUUCUGUCUUGAACGAAUUACCUAGGAUGAAUCCCUCUGCCACCGUGAUGCUGCUAGGCAUAUACGGCGGAAUGGUGAAGCAAAGACAGAGGAUGCUCAGUUGA
This is a messenger RNA of Besnoitia besnoiti, 3318 nucleotides long. RefSeq lists its product as uncharacterized. Gene Ontology annotation, molecular function: oxidoreductase activity, acting on CH-OH group of donors. NCBI's taxonomy places the organism in Eukaryota, Apicomplexa, Conoidasida, Eucoccidiorida, Sarcocystidae. Bases 1 to 3318 code for a protein of 1105 amino acids. The record is from RefSeq and is a predicted model, not a curated record. The transcript is spliced from 18 exons.